Messenger RNA from Anarrhichthys ocellatus (wolf-eel), 5856 nucleotides. RefSeq names its product EPS8 signaling adaptor L2 (gene eps8l2). Gene Ontology annotation, cellular component: plasma membrane; vesicle; ruffle membrane. Lineage: Eukaryota; Metazoa; Chordata; Actinopteri; Perciformes; Anarhichadidae. The coding region runs from base 3018 to 4997 and encodes 659 amino acids. Gene Ontology annotation, biological process: positive regulation of ruffle assembly; Rho protein signal transduction; regulation of Rho protein signal transduction. The transcript is spliced from 19 exons. The record is from RefSeq and is a predicted model, not a curated record. Gene Ontology annotation, molecular function: actin binding.
GCGGUGAGACUGACUAAACACGUGUUAAUUCUCUCGUCCUGCUCUGCUGUUUUUCUUUAAAGUCUGUGUAUGUAUGGAAUUCAGCUGAAUGUCCAAUAAGAUCCAAUAGUUCCAGUUAUCAGUGGCUGUAUUGUACGUGUUUGGCCUCUUACUGUGCCUGAUAGACAAAUGCAUGAUGUAAACUUGUAUUCAUUUGUUUUACGUAGUUUGAGAGAGCAACUCUUUGGUGAAUUAGACUGUGAGGUUUGUUAAUAUGAUAUUUUGGUGACAUAAUCUUUGUGGACACAGCAGCACUCUUCCACAACGUGUAUUGUGGCUCAUUCUGCCUUUUUGGGCAAUGCAGGAUUUUUGUUGUUUUUGUUAAUCAAAUUAGAUUUGCAAAACGUUUCAGUUUCAUGGCAUUGUAUCAAACAUUUUUACUACUUUUUAUUUGUGUUGAGUCCCGUUAAAUAUCAGGUCUCAGUUUGUUUAAAGGGCAUUUAUUAGGAGGUCAGAUUGUCCGAUUGAUCUGGGCCAUGUAUUGGUUUGAUAAUCUGCCAAGCAGCUAUGUUUAUCACUGGUCAGUGACUCUGGAGAGCCCUGAGGAUCUGCCCAUCUGCCUGCUAAGUGGCUCUUAUUGCAAGCUGUUGCAGCGCUGUGAAUUGAUUGGCGUAAAUGUCAGUCCAUUAAUAAGACAUGGGGCGAGCUCGACUUUCAGUACGACACUUGACGCUUGUGUUUCACCUGUGGGGAGCCAAGCAGGAAGGAAUCAGCAGAGAGGAAAUAGCCGGAACAUGCUUGCGUCAUUUGGGCAGCGGCAGCAUACAAAAAAGCUGCUAGGAACAUGGAAAAGGCCGAGCACUAUGAAGAAUGAUUACACUUAAUCAUCAAUAAACAGAUAUUAUGACAUUUAGAGGCUUGACACACAUUCAUUAAGGGUUAUACAAACAGCAGAGCUUUUGUGCCACAGUCAACAAAAAGGACAUGAAGUGAAAUAUGGCUGAACGUCUGUAUGGAGAAUAAACCUGUGCAGCAUCAAAAUGUUGACUCUAUUGGGUGGGGGACAUAAAGAGACCUGAUAUGAAUCUGCCAGUGUUGACAAGAACAUACUCUCAUUUAACCGUAAUUGUAACCUGCAGACUAUUCAGCUGGUAAAUAGGUCAAUGAGCACACUGGCAUACUCAUUUACCUUCGGCCUGUUUGAAGACACUGGUCCCAGCCAACAGUACACACAGUGCUGUCUACAAUUCCUUCUUCAAAAUGGAGUUAGCUCAAGUGUUUAAAUGACAUUCAAACUUUUAACAGGUCACCAUUUAAAAUGUAUUGUAAUUAAAUAACAUUUUUUUUGCAAGCGGCAACCUCCGGUGCUGAGAAAUGAAGUGCCAAAACUUGCAGUUCCUCAAAUGGCCACUUAAGGCUGACAUCAAAAGCAAGUCAAUCUCCAUAGACCCCAUGUUAAAAUGCUGAACUUUACAGCAGAUGUAAAUAUGUUUACAGUCUAGUAUAAACAAAUGUUUUGGUCUCUAUGUAAUUUCCCCGUCCAUGACAACUGUACGGGUGUGAAUUGUUAUAUAACUCAGCCGUUUAAAUUAUAUUAAGGCUUACUGCUGAUUUUUUCCAAGACCACAGCUGCCGGUAUAUCACUAAAUUGCGUGUGCAUUGUUUGAUUUAUUUGUUGAUAUCAUUACUGUGAGAAGAUGCAACACUUCCUGCUUGCAAUGCAACCAAUAACGUGACUUAUUUCUAUUUCUAUUUUUUUUGUAACCGUUAACGGCUGUCACACAUCCCCGCCCCUCUUCACACGCGGUAGACAGGAGAAAGCUCUGGCUGUCUUGGAAGAGAUUUGAGCUAAAUCUUUGGCAAAAACAAAUUUGGAUACCUAGAAGCACACAGCAGCACUGGGACUCUCGCUGAUCUGGUUCUUAACUAGGUCUUGGCUUGCCUUUGUCUUGGUCUUGACUUGGUCUCAACCCCUCAAAGUCUUGGUCUCUCGGUCUUGAUGUACUCUGGUCUUGGUCAUGACUUAGUCUUGGUUUAGGACAUCCUUACAAGACUGCCAUCGCGGGUUUUGUAGAGACCAAAAUCAGAGCCCAAAGAGAGUAAAUACUGGACUUACAUUCACCAGGUGGCCAGAAACAAAACUCCAAAUGAAUGAUAAUGUUGCUCUGUAACUGCCAGAUGUGUAAAUAAGCAACUGUUUGCUAACAGGUUCCCCAUUUGAACUUAAUAGGUGAUGAUAUAUCAAUGUUGUGUAGAUUCUGGAUUUCUAGUAAACAGGCUUUUUAGAGUGUACAAGUAGUUUAGAAUUGUUUUGUUUGUGACCAGACACAAGUUAUUAUUCAGAGCAGAGUAUUGCCUGUCUUACAAUAUGUCUAGAGUGAAUCUUUAUUGUGUAGAUUUGUGUGGUGACAUUGGUUUAAUCUAAAUCACUGGUAGCACUGACAAAAAACUAUUUGCAUGCCCCUAUUUAGGGUACUCUCACCUCUGUUACUACUUAACAGGUUUGUUCUAAAACAUUCCAGGCUAAAUUCACAGCAUGUUGACCAACUCUUAGCAUGGUGCUGUCGAGAAUAGCAUUACUGAUCUUUGACCCUGCAGUAAAUCAGCGCCUGUAAUUGGUGGGUGUAGUUAAUGCCAGUCUGGUCAACAAGCUGUAAUGUUAGGGGGUAAAUCAAGUCACGCAGACUCUUUGAUAUGAGAUUUAAUAAUUAACUUCUCAGAUAGGUGUUUUCAUUUUAUUUGCCUUAUUGCAGGACACUUUUGGACACAAAAUGUAAUUUCACAAGUAACGUUUGACCACUAUUGCACUUCUUGCAGAGAAAGGCACUAUUGUUAAAUAUACUGUAAAACACCAUUCACUAUUCAUACAAAAUUGAUGUGAAUAUUGAACAGUAUAGUUGACUGUGAAGUCUACAGAUAGAGCAUGAAAAGAAACGCCCCACACACGUAUUCAUGUCACUUCCUUAUUGCUGUGCUGGUCUUUUCAGCUUGCAUACGAGUGUUUUGUGUCAUCUGUUCUUUCUACUGCAACGGGCAACAUGUGGAGUUUAGAACAGAGGAAAAAAUACUCCAACUCCAAUUAUAUCAUGCAUGAGACGUCGCAGUAUCAUGUUGAGCAUCUCUCCACGUUCAUAAUGGACAAGACGGAGUCCAUUACUACAGUGGACGAUGCUAUCAAGAAACUGGUCCUUCUUGACACAAAAGACAAAAUCUGGACCCAGGAGAUGCUCCUGCAGGUCACCGACAAAGCGGUCAGGCUGCUGGACUGUGACACACAGGAAGAGUUGGAGAACUUCCCUCUCGCCACAAUCCACAUGAGUCAGACGGUCCUGAAUCAGACACGUUACCCCUCUGUCCUCCUGCUGGUGUGUCAGGACAAGGAGCAGCACAAACCCGACGUCCACUUCUUCCACUGUGACGAGGUGGAGGCUGAGAUGGUCCAUGCAGAUAUAGACAGUGCCAUUGGAGACAACAAGCAUGGAAAGAAAAUGAGGCUUCAGACUCUGAAGGUGAAUCAGGAGAAAAUGAAGCGCCACAGAGAAACUAUCCUUCCCACCUCGGCCCCUAAGGGCCCCUCACCUGCUGCGAAAGGACGCGCGGCAGCCAUGAACACACAGGAUCGACGAGCCUCCAGACAAAAUGACACAGAGUCACAUGAAAAGCUGGCCCAGCGCAUUGAGAAGGAUGUGCAAAUCCUCAACUGUUCCCUGGAUGACAUUGAGAUCUUUGUGGCGCGGCUGCAAAAGGCAACGGAGGCCUUUUCUCAGCUCAACCAGCGCAACAAGAGUAAGAAGAAUAAGAAGAAAGGACCAGCAGAUGGCAUGCUGACCCUGCGAGCCAAGCCCCCCACUGAAGCAGAGUUCAUUGAUAGCCUGCAGAAACUGAAGCUGGCCCUCAACCUCUUGGCCAAACUGAAGAAACACAUACAGAAUCCAAGUGCGUCUGAGCUGGUUCAUUUCCUCUUCGGCCCCCUGGAGCUGGUGCUGCAGAGCUGUGGGAGUCCUGACCUUGUGCGUUCAGUAAUCUCCCCUCACCUCUCCAAAAACACUGUCGACUUCCUGCGGGGACACCUCUCCCCCAAAGAGAUGACCAUCUUUGAGCUGCUGGGGGAUGGAUGGACCAAACCCAGAGCGGAGUGGCCCAGGGAUCAGUGUGCGCCUCCUUAUCACCCUAAGUUUCGUAAUGGCUGGGAGCCGCCGCUGGAGCUCCUCAGGGCGGCCCCAUGGGAAACAGAGGGACCCACGGGGCCAACGGGGUCUCUCACCAGCCCCGAUUACAGAAGACAUUCAGCUGAAGACUAUUAUGGAACACAUGCCUCAAACUCAUCAAAUGGGUCUCACAAUGGGAUGCCCCCCACUCGCAAAUAUGCCAAAAUUCGCUACCACUUCGUAGCACGGAAUGCCAACGAGUUGUCAGUGCUGCAGGAUGAAAUCCUCGAGGUGAUAGAGGAUAACAAACAGUGGUGGAAACUACGGAAUCGCAGUGGUCAGGCCGGCUACGUCCCGUUUAACAUCCUGGACGUGGUGAAGAUCGAGGAGCCGGAAGCCGUCUACAACCAGCCAGGCUACAGUACGUCACCUCCCGUUUCUCUGAGCCAUGGAGACAGCUUCAACAAGGGUAGACCCAAAGACAAAAUGAUGGAUGAAGUCAACAAUGAGUUAUUGAUGAUGAUCACUGCUAACAAAAGCCAGCCGGCCGCCAGGAAGUUCCGUGUGGAGCGAUCGUCUGGCAGCCAAGUACCGCUCACGUUUGACUCAAACCCGGAGCAGGUGACAGAAUGGCUCAGCGCAAAAGGUUUCUCUAAAGCGACUGUUGAAUGUUUGGGGAUCCUGACUGGAGCUCAACUCUUUUCCCUCAACAAAGAAGAACUGAAGGCGGUGUGCGAAGAAGAAGGUGGACGUGUCUAUUGUCAGGUCACCGUGCAGAAAGCACAGCUGGAGAAGACCAGCGGGGCCUCAGAACUGCAGGAGAUCAUGAAGCGGCGGCAGGAGAGGAUCGACUCUGGCAACAUAGACUGAACCUGCUGAGCAGGACGACCCAUCCAGAUGCUUUCACGCUCUCACAGCAGCAGCUUCUGUAAUCAAUCUUCUGCUAAUUAUGACCCACAGUAGAACAUACUGAGAUGCUGUAUACAUUUUUAAUUGUAUAUUUAUUUUGUAUCACCCAACGUGUAUGUAUUCCAGUGUUUUCUUAUCUAAUUAUGUUGCUUUGGUUUUCAUUGUCUCAUUAAAUGUUGUUGUCGUAUGAACAGAGGAACAUAUGAAUCGAUGCAGUUUUGUGUGCGAGUGUGUGUGUGGGAGCAUGUGUAAGCACAACAUGCAUGUAAUGUAUAUAUUUGUAUGAGCAGUGUUAAUGUUUGUGCGCAUUGGUGUUAUUCCAGCUAUUUACUGAAUGACUAGAUCUUAGCUAUCGCAUAUCUAAAUCUGUGCCAGAAUGUUUGACACAAUUUCUGAUAUAUAGCCAAUUAUUUUCAUAUUACUGUUUUACAGGUACAAUAAAUAGUAAAACACACUCUAUGUAUGUCAGAAGUAUAGUCUCAUCCUGUUGGUAACUGUAGAGCAGCAGUAGGUAUUAACAUGAUUAAUGUUGCUGAUUAUAAUCAGAAUUCAGACAGCGAGAAACUGUCAAUAAUCUUGCAUGAAGUUAUUAAUUAGUCAAUGACAGUGAGACGCUGUGAUGAAUGUGUUUUUAUGCAGCAUGAUAUGUUGCAGUGUAAACUGUACAGACACAGGAAUGAUGAAUAUAUGAGAUUAUCUGAUAUAAAAUAAUUAAAUGAAGAUUUAGGUAAAACAUUCAAAGACGGUUGUAAAUAUUAUGGGACAAAAUUGUUUAAAAAGAAUAUUUAAAAGAAAAUAAACUUGGAAAAUAUUUGAUAUC